Messenger RNA from Annulohypoxylon truncatum, 384 nucleotides. RefSeq lists its product as uncharacterized. Gene Ontology annotation, biological process: mitotic sister chromatid cohesion. The record is from RefSeq and is a predicted model, not a curated record. Lineage: Eukaryota; Fungi; Ascomycota; Sordariomycetes; Xylariales; Hypoxylaceae. The transcript is spliced from 2 exons. Gene Ontology annotation, cellular component: Ctf18 RFC-like complex. Bases 1 to 384 code for a protein of 127 amino acids.
AUGUCUAGUCAACAAGACACUGGCAUCUUACUCAACCACGCCCACAAUGGAAUUGGUUAUAAAUUGUUAGAGCUACCGCCUGAGGUGGUUACACUUUUGGAGUCGGAGAAUGCACCCGUCCUAACUAUAGAGUCCUCGACGAACUCGGCAAUAUUAAAGAGCGGUGCAGAGUCUUGGGGCCUUCGCCAGAAGAACACGUCAAACGCCUUGAUCUUGCUUCAAUCCUCUAACGAGACAAGCACUACGUCAUCACAAAUCCCAGAGACAAGUUUAAAGGCCAUUGCAACGAUUCAUGAUACGAUUGAGCUUGUGUCGGAACCUACAGGGAAAACAGCUCCUGUCGCGAGAGGCAAAUGGCACGAGAGGUUUGCUCGUGGAAGAUAG